This is a messenger RNA of Parasteatoda tepidariorum (common house spider), 2023 nucleotides long. RefSeq lists its product as uncharacterized. The record is from RefSeq and is a predicted model, not a curated record. NCBI's taxonomy places the organism in Eukaryota, Metazoa, Arthropoda, Arachnida, Araneae, Theridiidae.
AACGGCAUAUGCAACUUACAUCGUUUAUAAAUGAAAGAGAAAUUGUGUCGCUUCAUUUGGCGCAAGUUACUGGCGCCAAAUUGCAAUAGUUUACGUUUUGGCCGUCUGUCCUUUUCACAAAGCUCCUAAGCAUCAUCUGCGAUAGUUUCUGUGUAAGAAAACUAAUAAUCUUUCUCUUUCUCAGAAAAGUAAUAAUCUUUUUUUUUGUGAAUAUAAAUUUUGGCAUUCAAUUCUCUGAAUUUUCAUUGGAGAAAACGUUCCAUAAUCUCGAAAGCAAAAGAUAUCGGGAUAAGUUUUACGGGACUAUCGUUUGCAUUGUAGGAAAAGUUUCAAUCGAUACUAAAUAUUCCCGGAACAGGUUGCUGGUGCAUCCUUUUCAGUGAUGCAAGGAUUUUCGAAAGGAUUGUUCUGUGAAAAAAAAAAUUGUCAUUGCAUAUUUCAUCAUGAAGAGCGGUACAAAAUGCAGAAUUGUAUGAUGUGCUUAAUGAAAAGCGUUUAAAUUUUUCUCACUUUUAUUCAUGAAUAUUAUCGUCACUUUUUGUUGAUCGUUUUUAUUUUUUUCAAAAUUGGAUUAAUCGUUUGGCGGAUUAUGUCGGAUAAUCAACCAAGUGAUCAAGAUGAACAGAUAACUUCGAUUGCUGAUGCUGUUGUAAAGUUAAAAGAGCUCAGAGAAAGCAACAAGAACUUGAAUGAACCUGAUAUUGAGGAAAAAUUUGCCCGCCUCUCUCUCGCUUUCAAGACUGAUAAGUUCACCCUCGGCAAGAGAUUAGACUUACAACUUCGCCAGAGAGACAUUGCUGAGAAAAAUAUAGAUAGUGAGCUGAAAGCGUUGAGAGAAUCCUUAAAUGCCCUGAAUCAACUUUGUACAGAGUCUGAUAUGAGGGAUUUGAUAACUAAAACUCAACAGCAUGUUGAUAUUGUACAGCAAGCCACUAUGCGCAUGUCUAGUCGAGCAGAAACAUAUGGAGCUAUUCAACAGGAACAAAGGAUGAAUUGCGCCUUCGAGACCAUGCUGAACUAUGUUGAGCACCUGAAGUUGCUGUACGACAAGGAGCACUUAGAGCUUGAAGAAUACAGACGACUCCUUGCAGAGCACAACCUCCUACCUGCUGAUGAGAAAUCUCUCCUUGAGGAUGAUGCUAAGAGAGUCCUACCACCCCGCUCUCAGUCUCUAUCUUGCACACCCAGGCCUGAAAUGCUGAGGAGAGGCAGUCUUGGUACUUUUAUCCGACCUCCUGCUGAUAAUGACAAAUUCGUCAAUCGAGAGAACAGUCAAAUUAAUCUUGCCUCUUGGACACUCAACACUGUGAGACAGAAACUGGAAUCCAAAACAAGACUCCUGAGUUCGGUUUGUCUUUUAAAUAACAAUUUUGAAUCGUCUUCCUCAAUGUUUGGUAAGCCGCCACAUCCUGGAUCAGUGUCUCCCAAAAGUAGACGUUCAUCACUUCCUGUCGGACCCCUUGCUGCACAUCAUCAGUCUUCCAGCCAUCAUCAGGCAAAAACACUCAGCACCACCAACGAGAAACAGGAAACGAAAACAGAGAGAAAAGAAAGUUUCGCCAAAGCAUCCCGCUUAUCCAGAACAGAAUCAGAAGAAUCUACGAUCAGCAAAGAGGGCAGUGAAUGUCCAGAAAAAUCUGAAGAUGUGUCCGAAGAGAACUCUGCGAAAGACAGUAGUGAUGUAAGCUUUAUAGAGUCUUCCCUCUCUUUGCCUCCAGACAAUAAAUCCUCAGAACUGCCUUUGCAAGAAUCUGCCUGUGAUAAAGACAUCAUAGAUAGUGUCUGUUUACUGCCUGAAAUAAUUGUUCCAGUCAAAUCUAAAUCUGUGUUCCUUUUGCAUAUGAUUCAAAAAGCUGUCAAUAGUAGAGUGUGGAAAAUGGACAGUGCUACUUUGUUGUUGCAUGCUCGCUACACUCUCAGUGCUAUCUUGGCUACAGCUGCUAUGUUUACUUUAGUGAUGACUUUUGUGCCCACUUAAAAAACGACCAAGAACUUUAAUCAUGUGAAAAGGUUGUAUUAUUAA